AGUAUAUUUGUGAUUCAUCGUUUAUUCUAAUAUCUUGCAUAAUUUCUUAUAGCAUUUUAAUAUAUGUGUAAAUAAAAUUUAAUACAGGUUUGUUAAUUUUUGUAUUAAAAUACAAUGGCAUUGUUGUGGGAAGAAUUUUAUGAUAGAACUCCAAGACCUUCAAAUCUUGAUGAAAAUGAAAAGCUCUUGAACAAUUUUGCAAAACAUCAUAUUGAGAAAAACAAUAAGAUUGUUUUAAUAACAAGUGGUGGCACAACUGUUCCGUUAGAACAUAAUACAGUGCGAUUUGUAGACAAUUUUAGUGCAGGAAAUCGAGGUUCAAUUUCAGCAGAGUACUUUUUAGAUCAUGGUUACGCAGUUAUUUUCAUGCAUAGAUUGAAGUCGUUAGAACCUUUUUCUCGACAUUUUUCCGGACAUAAAUUUUUAGACAUAAUGAAUUUAACAAUGAUAAAUGAUGUUACUUCAAUAUCAGUUGCACCACAAUAUGUUAAUAAAAUAUCAAAAAUUUUAAGAAAAUAUAAAGAAACUUUGAAAGAUAACAAACUUCUGCAAAUAUGUUUUACUACUCUUUCUGAAUAUCUUUGGCUUCUUAGAAGUGCUUGUCAAGCGUUGACUAUUUUAGAAAAUAGAGCUAUUUUAUACUUGGCAGCUGCAGUAUCUGAUUUUUACAUUCCUUCGAAUGAAAUGGCUUUACAUAAAAUUUCUUCAAGUGGAGCUCCAUCCAUUCAUUUACAACUAGUUCCUAAAGUAUUAGAGCCUCUUGUCAAUCUUUGGGUUUCUAAGGCUUUUGUUGUAUCAUUUAAACUUGAAACCGAUGAAAAUAUUCUCAUUUCUAAAGCUCGUGAAGCAUUAACAAAAUAUAAUCACAAUUUAGUGAUAGCAAAUAUAUUACAGACACGUAAACAACAAGUUGUUUUUGUUAGUCAAGAAAACGACUAUAUCUUAUCGCUUACAAAUGAACAAAUACAAAAUGGAGAAGAAAUAGAAAAGUUCAUAGUCCAAAAUCUCAUAGAAAAACACGAAAUUUGGAUGAGAUCUCAAAAACUUGACUAGUGAUAUGAAAUAUGUUAAUAUAUUUUUACAAUUUAACGAUAGAACAAAAUAUUUUAUUUUUUCAAGAAA
Ceratosolen solmsi marchali is the source of this 1122-nucleotide messenger RNA. Its product is annotated as phosphopantothenate--cysteine ligase CAB2-like. The coding region runs from base 115 to 1053 and encodes 312 amino acids. The record is from RefSeq and is a predicted model, not a curated record. The transcript has 6 exons. NCBI's taxonomy places the organism in Eukaryota, Metazoa, Arthropoda, Insecta, Hymenoptera, Agaonidae.